AUUGGUCAGGAGCUGGGGCUGCGUUGCUGUGAUUGGUCACAUUGUUGGGGGCGGGGAGCGCCUUCCUGGCAGCCUCUGCCUUAAAGUCGGAAAUGAGGGCUCAAAACAUCUUCGAGGGGCAAUUUAUGUUCGGGAAACCACGCACACUGACUCACACAAACAUCCAGUUAUUGUGUCCCUCCUCUUGCAGCGCAGAGUGUGGGUGGAGUAAUACUGGUAUGGGAAGACUUGAUCCCCACAUGCCUCACAGUCCCCUCCACACUUGUUUUUAGCCAUGGCGGCGCAGAGGCUCUUCUGUUUCCCAAUCAUGCCUGUGAUCUGGAGAGUCCUGCUGCUGUGGAUUUGUGUCCGCAUCUGUCCUCCAACUCAGGUCCAGGGAGCUCUCGUCGUGUCUCGCGGAGAUGCAGUGAUGCAGGACACUGAAGAAGCUGUGGGCCCGCGGUCUAUAAAGAAAAGAAGCAUAAAUUCUGCAAAUAUGGUGGAGGUCCACAGUGUGAAAAUUGACUGCACUGUGAUGUCUCGUUUCGCGCACACCGUCAUGACCUCCAAGGCUCUGAAUAAAGCAAACUUCUCGCAGGAAAUCUUCUUUGAAGUGGAGCUGCCCAAGACCGCCUUCAUCACUAACUUCAGCAUGGAAAUUGAUGGUCAGAUGUAUGUUGGGGAGGUGAAGGAGAAGGAAAAAGCCAAGAAACAGUAUGAGAAGGCUGUUUCCUCAGGACAGACUGCUGGACUGGUCAAAGCUUCUGGAAGGAAGAUGGAGAAGUUUUCUGUGUCUGUCAACAUUGCAGCCAACAGCAGUGUGACUUUUAUUUUGACCUACGAGGAGCUCCUUCAGAGGAAACUGGGCCAGUACGAGAUUCUAACCCGAGUUACACCCCAACAACCAGUGCAGGAGUUUCAGAUUGUGGCACUUAUCUAUGAGCCUCAGGGCAUUGCAUUUGUUGAUGCCACUGCAACUUUCCUCUCCAAUGAGCUGCUUCCCCUGGUGGAGAAAACUGUCACAGACACAAAGGCACAGAUCUCCUUCUCACCAACACUGGAGCAACAGAGAAAAUGUCCAGGAUGUGAAAGCACUAUAAUUGAUGGUGAUUUCAUCAUCAAGUACGAUGUGAAACGAGAACAGAGCAUCGGGGAAGUUCAGAUUGUAAAGGGAUACUUUGUGCACUUUUUUGCUCCACCUGACCUGGCCAGAGUCCCAAAGAAUGUUGUGUUUGUGAUUGACACAAGUGGAUCAAUGAGUGGAAGAAAGAUUGCACAGACCCGAGAUGCUCUGGCCGCCAUUCUGAAAGACCUCCAUGAAGAGGACCACUUUGCUCUCAUUCAGUUUGAUCAUAGGAUUCAAACCUGGAAGGACUCUCUUACCAAAGCGACAAAGGGAAAUGUGAAUAAAGCCAUCACCUUCGUCAGGAAACUAAAAGAUGAUGGAUCCACCAAUAUCAAUGAUGCUGUACUGAUGGCUGUGAAAAUGCUGAUGAGUGAAAGAGAAAAGAAGAACCUUCCAGAGAGGAGUGCAGACAUUAUUAUUUUACUGACUGAUGGGAUGCCAAACAGUGGGGAGUCCAACCUCCUACAGAUUCAGCAGAAUGUACGCACUGCUGUCGGGGGGAGGAUGACUGUGUUCUGUCUUGGAUUCGGAAAUGAUGUGGAUUAUGCUUUCCUGGAUGUGAUGGCCAGACAAAACAAAGGGCUUGCCCGCAGAAUUUUUGAGGGUUCAGAUGCAGCUGUUCAACUCAAGGGUUUCUAUGAAGAGGUGUCCAGCCCUCUGCUCCUGGAAGUGGACUUGCGUUAUCCUGUCAAUGCAGUGGGUUUCUUGACCAAAAACCACUACAGCCAGUUGUUUAAUGGCUCAGAGAUUGUGGUGGCCGGUCAGCUGACGGACAAUGACCUGGACAACUUCAUGGUGGAGGUGUUUGGCCAGGGGCCUGAGGAGGACUUCCAGGUGCGGGGAAGGGCUAGCGAGGCAAAGUUGGAUGCAAUGUACCCAGGACAGGAGUACAUUUUUGGGGAUUUCACAGAGCGUCUGUGGGCCUACCUCACCAUCCAACAGCUACUGGAGACCAGCAACAUUGGUACUCAGCAGGAGAAAGAAGAAGCCACAGCCAAGGCCCUGGAAUUGUCCCUGCGAUACAGCUUCGUCACCCCUGUCACCUCUAUGGUUGUCACCAAGCCCGACACUGAAGACGGACCAGACAGCCCUCUCAUCGCUGAUAAACUGACUGAGGACCAGCGUCAGAAAGCAGAGAGACACAGGGGUUCCUCUGCCUCUGGUAGGACGUUUCAUGGCGGCAGUUCUCAUGGUAGUCGUCUACAUAAUUCUCCCGUCAGAAAUGAUUACUAUGACAGCAGUUCCCAUGGCAGCAGUCUCCAUGAUAGCGGUUCUCGUACCCAAUCAGAUGUGGACGGAGAUCCUCAUUUCAUGAUAGAGCUGCCUGACAGAGAUGACGCUCUGUGCUUCAACAUCAACGACAAACCAGGAACCAUUUUCAGCCUGGUCAGAGACCCAAAAUCAGGCUUUGUGGUAAAUGGACAAAUUAUUGGCAAGAAGAAAGUUGUGGAGGAUGGAAAGAUCAACACCUACUUUGGCCGUUUUGGCAUCAUCCACCAGAAGCUGGGGGUGAGGCUGGAGGUGAGCACCUGGGACAUCUCAGUCUUUCUCAAUGACAAGCAGCUCAAGCUGCUGUGGUCUGAUGCAGCCUCGAUCAAAGACGCUGAUAUGGAGUUGAGGUUGACUAAGAACUGCAGUCUGACAGUGACGCUGAAGCACACUGUUAAAUUUGAGGUCAUUAAACACACAAAGGUUUGGAAGAGACGCCAUGACCAACAAGAUUACCUGGGUUUCUACACCCUGGACAGCCACCACUUGUCGACUUCGGUUCAUGGUCUGCUAGGUCAGUUCUACCAUGGGGUUGGGUUUGAGGUGACAGACCUGCGUCCAGGUGCGGUCCAGGAGAAAUUAGAUGCCACUAUGUAUGUGAAGGGACAAAUACUCAACGUGACCAGACACUGGCAGAAAGACUUCAGCAGGGAUGUAAAGACUGGGGAAAAUAUUCCCUGCUGGUUUGUCGACAAUGAUGGAACCGGCCUCAUUGAUGGAAGAGCCUCAGACUACAUUGUAUCUGGGCUUUUUAAGACUACUUUUUGAAUCUUAAAAAUUCAAAGACUCAGUAGCGAGGCACUGGGGCCACAUUAUUAUGGUGAGAGAUAGCAGAUUAUAGUGAGUCACAGUGUGUCUUCAUUCAAACAUUAAGCACAUGCUGAAACAAGUAUUUUAAAAACAGGAUAAUUACAUUUUUAAUAUUAUCAGUUUGUGAUGUCAGUGCUCAGAACAGGACUUACCACAUAUGGCAAUGUCACUGACAAUGUCUGUGGUUUGUGAAAGUUAGAAUAGAGGGUAAAAUGUUAUUUUAAUAGUCGUGGUAGAUUCAUGGAAUUAUAUAAGUCUGCAUACUUCACAUAUCAAAUUAAGUUCCAUACAUUUCUUUUCAAUCAAAUUUAUAUUUUGCUGUAAUAUUGUUUGCCGCCUGUUGGUGCAGGAAUUACACUGGAUGUACCUCAUAGGAAAUCUUUAACCCCAAAUGUUCACUUGUUUAUCAAUUACUCACCCCUUGUUACAUUGAAUGCAUAAAGAAAACUUGCCCACUGAACAAAGAAUCCAAAAAAGUGAGAAAAUGAAUGAUGAUUUGAAGCCAACAAUAGCAAAACAGUAAUUUUAAGUAAUUUUAAGCAGUAAUUUUACUUUGCUUAACACAGGAGCUGCUUGUCUACCUCUGCUUCAGUCCGUAGUUUGUGUUAUUGUGGUUUUGGUGAAUUUUCACUAAACCUUUAAAACAAACUAACUGAUCACAGCAGGGGAAGACCAGAGUUUGUGUUUUCAUUUCAUUCCAUGUUUUCAGUGAGGUCAAAUCGCUGUUUUUGUGAAUGGAGUUUGGCACUGAAGACAGUAUAGAUGAGUUUCAUUUUCUCUUCAGUUUUAAAUCAUAAGGUUUUAGCGAAAAUGAAUAUGUAUGGGAAAUAGUGAGCGUACGACUGGAUAAAUUAGACUUUAUUUCUUUUUUAUUGUUUCUUUCUUUUUUGUUGUUUUCUUUCUUUUUUGUGGUUAGAAAUAAAUUCACAAACAAACAAACUUGGAUUAUCCUGCAGAACGUGUGUUAGUUUUUUGAUACAUUUUUGGUAUAAUUUGCUUUUGGAAUGUAAUUCAUGUAAUCUUUAAUGACUUCAAUUCAUCAAGAUUUUUUUUUGAUUCUUCGUUCCCUGGAGGCUUGCGAGAAAAACAAAUUUUUCUUUGCGAAUUCAACCUGGUGACGAUUUGAUGUACAAAUGGUCAUUUGAGGGUGAAGUAUUCCUAUAGUGCCUGCCCAUCUGGGUGUUAAAGUUUUCACUUCAAAGUAAUAUGGUUAUGACCCCAGCCACAUCUGUACCAAUUGUAUUUAUCUCACACUGUUGUUUAUGAUUUGCAACUUUAUUCACAAAAAUAUUGCCCCUCACCUUUGUGAGAAGAGGUAAAAAAAAUAACUAGUUUGCAUAUACGGACUAUGUGAUGGUGGUGCUUAGUAUUAUUAUUGCUGUAUUGAGGUUUUUAGCCAACACAACAAUUUCAAAUAAAACCACCUUUUUAUUAAAAAAGUAAUAAAACAUAUACUUGAAAUCAAAA
Molecule: messenger RNA, 4651 nt
Organism: Plectropomus leopardus (leopard coralgrouper)
Lineage: Eukaryota; Metazoa; Chordata; Actinopteri; Perciformes; Serranidae
Product: inter-alpha-trypsin inhibitor heavy chain H3-like
Biological process (GO): hyaluronan metabolic process
Molecular function (GO): serine-type endopeptidase inhibitor activity
Source: RefSeq, a predicted model, not a curated record